AUGCGUGUCACACUGUUUUUACUUUUCAAGGUGGGUCUGUGGGCAGACGAAGCUGGAGAAUAUCCUUACUGUGGAGGCACUCUGAUCAGCGACUCCAUCGUCGUGACUGCGGCACAUUGCAUCGAACCCCUCCUAAGAUGUUCACAGCUGCCACCACAAGGGACGCCCUUUAGCAUACCAGACACGCAUGGUCACCGAUUGCGUGUACUUGUCGGCGCUCAUGGCUAUAUGGAGGCUGAUCCCACAACACAUUUGCAUAUGGUAGCCCGCGCAGUCAUCCAUCCGCAAUUCAACAUAUCCGAUCUUUCCUAUUGCACUGACAUUGCAGUCAUAAAGCUUCAUGAGGGCACGCCUACAGGUACGUGA
Dibothriocephalus latus is the source of this 366-nucleotide messenger RNA. The record is from the annotation of a GenBank genome assembly. NCBI's taxonomy places the organism in Eukaryota, Metazoa, Platyhelminthes, Cestoda, Diphyllobothriidea, Diphyllobothriidae.